AUGACAUCCACAAUAUCGUUCGGUGACUCCAAUCCUGGAUUACAAGUGGGAAUCAAUCAUGGCCUGAUCACUGCUCAUUUCCCACCUCCUAUAGAUCGUAUUGACCAAAAUGUGGACCCUUUGGACAAGUUGCCAGUUGCACAUGGGGUUGAGCUUGACUCAUACGCGGACCAGCAUGAAGAAGAAUGCCUUCCGGGCACCAGAACCGAGCUUCUACACGAAAUUGCUGAGUGGGCCGAGUCACCGCAAGGCAAAUGCAUUUUUUGGUUAAAUGGGAUGGCUGGGACAGGGAAAUCAACAAUCUCCCGCACAGUAGCAAGAUACUUUAAGCAGCGCAAGCUCCUAGGCGCAAGCUUUUUUUUUCAGGAGCGGCAGUUGGUGCACCGAUUUCCUGAGCUACUAUUUGGUGUCCGAAAAGCAAUCCAUAACGACCCUGGCAUCGUAACGAAAUCGCUAAAAGAGCAGUUUGAUAAACUGCUUCUUCAACCGCUGCUGGACCUCCAGCUAUCUAACCAGCAAUUUUCAACCACAGUAAUAGUGGUUGACGCGUUGGACGAAUGUGAACACGAUAAUGAUAUACGAGUGAUACUCCAGUCGCUACCGCGGCUACAGGAAUCCAACUUUUUGAAGAUUCGGAUCUUCUUAACCAGCAGGCCUGAGUUGCCUAUCCGCCUAGGAUUCUUGAAUAUUUUGGAUCAUGACUACCAGGAUCUGGUUCUUCAUGAGAUACCCGAGGAAGUUACCGCGCGUGAUAUAUUCUUAUUUCUGAACUACCGACUUUCGAAGAUUGGGAAAGAACGAUCACUCCCUCUUGAUUGGCCUGGAGGUCCAGAUACUCUAGCCCUUAUGAGAUUGUCCACUCCAUCAUUCAUUUUCGCCGCUACUAUCUGCCGUGUCUUCGAGGAUCCUCAGUGGGAUCCUUUGGAUAGUCUCACCGAAAUCCUGAACAAUCGGAAUGAAAAAUCUCAGCUUGAUGGAACUUAUCUCCCCGUGCUCAAUCGACUACUUCAACAACAACGCGAGAAACAAAAAGAGCAGCUUAUUCAAGAGUUCCGAGAAGUAGUUGGUACAAUUGUAAUACUUAAGUACCCACUCUCGAUUGUUUCUCUCUCAAAACUCACUGGUCUCUCUGAGAGACGGAUUGAAUUAAGGCUGGACUCAUUGCACUCGGUGAUUCUUAUUCCUGAGAAUAAGACAAUGGCAGUGCGGCCUUUCCAUCUUUCAUUUGGAGACUUCCUUCUUGAUCCGGAAACACGCAAGAAAACUCCACUGUGGGUGGAUGAGAGAGAAACACAUCAAAGAUUAACCACGCAAUGCCUUUCUGUGUGUCAACUGUUGCGACGAAAUAUAUGUGGACUGCUAAGUGAUGGAACUCAGCGCGUGGAUAUUGAUAUCCAGACCAUCAACCAUUGUCUUCCCGCACAGCUACAAUACUCCUGUCGCUUUUGGGCACAGCAUUUGAUACAAAGCAAAGAUCCAAACUCAGCUUUACAAGAUGCUUUUUUGUUUCUGCGGAAGCAUUUCCUGCACUGGAUGGAAGCAAUGAGCAUUCUCGGUGUUGCGUCUGAAGUGAUAGGGGUUAUUAAUAUGUUGCAGUCGGUCAUAGAUGGGGUCAAAAAUCAUGAACUAUUUGGAUUCUUGCAUGAUGCAAAGCAAUUCUUCUUUAAGAAUAGACAGAUCGCUGAUGACGCGCCCCUCCAGCUUUAUUGUUCAGGACUUAUAUUUUCACCGGGAUCGAUGAUAAUCCGAAAUUUGUUCAAAGAUGAGCUCCCUAAAUCGAUAAGAACACUGCCAAACAUCGCAGAAUGUUGGGGCCCCGGAAUGCAGGCUCUCGAGGACCGUAUAGAUCCGGUGCGGUCGGUGGCAUUUUCACCCGACAGCGGACUACUGGUUUCCGGCUCCAGUGAUAACACAGUGAAGCUCUGGAAUCCUGCCACCGGUGCCCUGCAGCGGACCUUGGAGGGUCAUUUCGGAAUGGUAUGGUCGGUGGCAUUCUCGCACGAUGGUCAGCUUAUGGCGUCGGGCUCUAAUGAUACCACAGUGAAACUCUGGAAUCCCGCGACUGGCACGUUGCAGCAAACUCUGGAUGGCCAUUCAGGCUCGGUGCUAUCGGUGGCAUUUUCGCAUGAUGGGCAGCUACUGGCGUCCAGCUCCAAUGACACCACAGUAAAUCUCUGGAAUUCCGCGACUGGCACAUUGCAGCAAACUCUGGAUGGCCAUUCAGGCUCGGUGCUAUCGGUGGCAUUUUCGCAUGAUGGGCAGCUACUGGCGUCCGGCUCCAGUGAUAACACAGUGAAUCUCUGGAAUAUUGCCACGGGUGCCCUGCAGCAGACUCUCAAAGGCCAUUUUGGCUCGGUGCGUUCGGUGGCAUUCUCGCAUGACGGGUGGUUAUUGGCGUCCAGCUCCAGUGAUAACACAGUGAAUCUCUGGAAUAUCGUCACGUGUGUCCUGCAGCAGACCCUCAAGGGCCAUUCUGACCGACCGAUCACCAACCUGGAAUUUUCGGAACAUGGUACAUAUCUGAAUACCAAUCUGGGAUCUCUCAAAAUUCAGUCCUGGUGUGGUAAUGAUACCCCUGAUUUAGCUAGUCCCGAUGCCAACAUGCUUCUACUUAAGGGUGAGUGGGUGAUGUUUCUUGGCCAAAAAGUACUCUGGCUUCCUCCAGAGUAUCGGCCCCGCGUAUCGGCAGUCAAAGACGGUAUUCUUGCCUUGGGUCUCGCAUCUGGACGAGUUUUAUUCAUAAGGUUUUGUGCAUGA
Messenger RNA from Penicillium brevicompactum, 2757 nucleotides. RefSeq names its product WD40 repeat domain-containing protein. The record is from RefSeq and is a predicted model, not a curated record. Gene Ontology annotation, biological process: negative regulation of transcription by RNA polymerase II. Gene Ontology annotation, cellular component: transcription repressor complex; nucleus. Lineage: Eukaryota; Fungi; Ascomycota; Eurotiomycetes; Eurotiales; Aspergillaceae. Bases 1 to 2757 code for a protein of 918 amino acids. The transcript has 4 exons. Gene Ontology annotation, molecular function: protein binding.